Molecule: messenger RNA, 4779 nt
Organism: Theileria orientalis strain Shintoku
Lineage: Eukaryota; Apicomplexa; Aconoidasida; Piroplasmida; Theileriidae
Exons: 3
Coding region: 1-4779 (1592 amino acids)
Source: RefSeq, a predicted model, not a curated record
AUGGAAUCGAGAUCGGAUUUGCUAAGCACGUUGGAUCCAGGUAGUCACGGAGAUGAACAGGGUUUAUCUGAGCUUUUACAAUCUGGGAUUCAAUCGAGCACCGCGACGAGCUCGCUAGCCGUCAGCAGUCCAGUGAUUGACGACACGAUAACAAUCGCUUACCAGGGUGAGCAGGUUGAGACUCAUAGAUUCGUAGAUCACUUUGAAGCGUGGCCGCAAGCAGAGUGCCUGUUCAAGUACCUCACGAGGUUUGACCUGAAACUCUCAAGGAACCUCAAGCUAGAAAGCUUGAACGGACAGCUGAAGAAGGGAACGGGCCACGAGGACCUGCACGUGACGGUCAAGUGCCAGUACGUCGGUCUUCCAGCAGGAAAGAAGACUCAAGACGCCGCCGAAGGGCACCGCUGCUGUAAGGGAAAGGAAAAGCACGAUAAGUACGAGGGGGCAAAGAGUCAGGAGGAAGGCAGCAAGGGGAAAGAAGACGCCGAUGACCACGGGGGAUCGGACUAUGAGGUGGUUACUAAGGAAGAUGAGGAAGAGGCAAGGGAGGAGGUAGAACCGGAAGUCGCCAGUGAAAGCCCGGAGGCCUACUCUGGAGAUGCUGACCACCAUGUCAGAGCAGACGAGAGCCUGCCUAUGGCCACCAAGGACGCAAACUACCCAUACCUGCACCUCUUCCUGGUACCCCCAAGCUCACUGUCGGACUAUAAGGAGGAAAUAAAGCCGAGGAUGAAAGAGUUUAUCGCCACGAGGAUGGAAAACAAGUUGAACGAGGAGUUCUUAAUCGUAGCGUUCUUGAACAAAAGUGGCGCCAGCUCCUCAGAAGGGAGUAGGGAGGGAGUGCACAGAAGAAAGAGUAAAUUGGGCCUGAGUAUGCUGACCGGAGGCAAGGAAGGGGAGGACAGGAAGGUCCUGGAGAAGAUGAGGAUGCGCCUCUUCAGACAUAAGCUGAGGUCUCGUUUAGUAGUAGUAACACUGGAUGCGGCCGACAACGCAGGGAAUAAGCACGCCGAGCCGGUGAUAACGAACGCAAUCAAGGAAAGCGGAAUCGACAAGAUGAUGAGGACGCUGCUUAACCUGAGUCUGAACAAGAGGUACCUCUACAUCCUGAUCAACGUGAACAAGAUGUUUCUGCCAUUCAUCAGCGCAAGCACGGCAGGAGCAAACGCACGUUCAGGGGCGAAGGUGACUGUUGCAUCGGGCGAAAACGGAGAAAGCGCAGUAAACAAGGAGGGAGUACCCGCGAAUACGGCAAGUGUAGGCUCGGGGAUAAGCGCGUUGACGGUGGGAAACUACCUGCAGUUCGUGGAGGCACUGGAGAACCUCUGCAACCUCUUUUAUAAAAUACAGCUGACGCUGGAAAGCGUAGUGCUCUACGAGUUCCUGCUCUACAACGAGCACUUUGGAAAAAUGCUGAGCAUGUUCAAGGCGGCGAAGGUGGACGAGGAGUUUUACAGAAGCUACAACGUGCUAAACAGUUACUCCAGCGCGUACUACAGCACGCUGAGCCAGAGCAGGGGCUCUGCAAGUGGAGGGCUUGCAGGGGCCGACGACGCAGCCUCAGUCGCAAAGUACUGCUACGUCAGGUACAGGCUUUACAUCCUGUCGAAGCAGCUGCUCAUGCUUAACACGAUCACGACGAACACGCAGGACCUGGUUGGAGGAGAAAGAGUGAGUAGAGCCACUACGAGUGCCCUGGAGGGAGUAGUAACGAUGCCGAGCAGCGCCAACGUGGGCACUAACGCACCGGGGCCCUUUGAGAAUCUGCUCUUCCUCCCCGUGGUGCUCACCUACAACUUCAUCAACGACGUCUACUUCCAAGUCAUAGGCACAAGUGCGCUCCCAAGUUACCCAGCCGGCACUAUGGUAUUCCCGGAAGGCGGCGAGAGCGUGAUUCCGGCCGUCGAAGGAGUCUCAGUAACAGCCAGCGGUGGCGCAGUGAGGAGAAUCAAGUGGCUGAUGCUGACAACAAUUGAGCUCAUCAGGCAUCUGGAGAACAAGCUCAACAGCGAAUUACUCGACGACGCGAGCACCGACGACAACUACCUGGGCGAAGUGGUGAGAGGAAAGAAGAAGAAGUUCAGGUUCCUCAAGUCGAUCUUUAAAACGGGCAGUUCCAGCAGUAGCUCGAAGGGGUCCGGCCAGGCAAAGGGCAGCUCCACAGGAGCUACUGCGUCCGGAAGCAUAUCCUGGGUGGUUAAGUCAUACUACGGCAUAAAGGUCACGGAAAACCCCUACAAGUACGUGUCGUUCAUAUACCUGGUGCUCUACAAGCUGGUGCUGCAGCUGGCGAGUGCGAAGAGCGGUGGAAGUACGACGGUAACCGCAGCCGCGGAGGGGCCAAAGUACGACGAGGAAGGCUUGGAGGUGUACAUCGACUCGAUGUAUGAAAACUGCAUACGCCUGCACUACGCAAACAUAACGGCAGACAAAAGAGGAGAAGAGAGUCACUGCAGCGCCGCUAACCCCGACCCCAGCGGGGUCAGCAGCGCUGGGAGUCUGAUGAGGACAAUUGACCAGAUGCUGGACCAGAUAGUAGAUUACAAGGUGGCCAUUAUCGAGAGGUGCAGCAGGUACUUUGUGCUCUCCAACCUCCAGAGCUACUCGAACGUGCUCAGGUCGUACUACCUGAGGCCGAACGCAAGUGCGCAGGCGCUCGAAGGGCCCGAAAGCACGUUGGGAGGAGAAGAGACGGACAGGACAACAGAAAGUGACUGGCCAGGGAAGGCUGCGCUGCAAAUUGACCUGAGAACGGAAACGCUGCUGAACACUGACACGACGAACGCAGAUACCUCGAGGACGCUAACGACGGAACGGAGCACCUCAAGCGUGAGCACGGGAAGGCUGGACAAAGAAAGGGGACCCGAGAGGAGCAUCACCGUCAAAAGGUCAGUGGCACCAGGAGUUAAAACGAUCACGGAAAUGCUGCAAAGGGAGCAUCAGAAGGGCGAAAAGCAAGCCUGCACCAUAAGGGACACCAGAGACUCGGACGGAGAAGAAGGGCAGCAGGGAGAGCGCAGAGUCCAGUGCAGCCUCUCAAACUGCAACGAGUACGACCACCUCUUCAACAAGAGCUUCAAGCGCUCCUCAGUGAAGACGCUGAGCCUGUACCCGAGCUGCUACAACUACGUGCACGUGCACCUGACGAAAAAGGCAGCCGAAAAGCUCGAGGGACAACUGUACCUGCACAUGUCGACGGUGAGAAGCGACGUUGUGGCGGCAUUGAGCAGGGGGGAGGGUGCAGGCAAGUUGGCGAGAGGCGCCGAAGGGAGCAUGCUGGAGGUGGACAUGAGUGGCAUGGCAGUGAUCAACCUCGACAACAAGGUCGUCAACAUCGCCCUCGGCCAGGGUCAGCCAGGGGGCGUCGCGUCCAGCAGCAGCGCAGCCUGCGGAGGCGCGUCCGGCGGCAGCAUGGGCGCAAUAAAGCUGCCAAACUUCACGACCAGGAUGAUCGUCUGCGUGCCCCUGAAGCUCUGCGAUCCCACCCUCGCAAAGAAGGAGGGCAGGACAGGGACCCACUGCGGUAUUUCGAACACGACAUGCGCAGACCUGACGAACUCAGGGGCAGUGAAGGCCGGACUGAGGUUAAACAUAAGUUUGACGAACACCUCGACAGUCGUCUGCGGGACCGCCAGCGCCUCCCCUUUGAAGUCGGAGGGCGCCGCCGCGAAGGGGAGCAUCAGCGCCAGCACCACGAACGCAGUGGGAGGAAAGAGUUACCCAGUCAAGGUCAGGGAAAUAUUCGACCUGAGGAUGAGCGAGGCCAAGGGGAUGAAAAACAUACACGUGAAGGUGCUCUACAGGGACCUGGUUAAGAUACACCAGAUUUAUCUCAACAACAACAUCAUAGCAGAAGAAGCUAAUUUACGUUUAGGCACGACUCUGCUGGACCACGAUAGCAUCUACAAGAUUGCGUAUCAGCCGAGUCAGUCGACGACGGCGACGACGCCCACGAACCUCAUGGUCAACGUUGGCACGGCUGACGUGGUCAAUCUUGGCACCGCGGACGUGGUUACCGCCGUGGACAGGGCCAAUAGCGCUGGAAAGGCAAACGCCAACGGAAACGCAAAUGACAACGUCAAUGUUGGCAACCCUGACAGGGCCAACGGUAACGCCAACGACAACGGCAAAGCCAACGAGGUUAGCGCCGUGGACGCUGCCAAUGUUGGCAACAAGGCCAUGGGCAUGGACCUGAUCAAGAUAUACUACUCGCUGUACCGCAAGUACAGGUCGUCGCUGCAGCAGCUGACGCACAACCAGCUCUACCUGAUAGACCCGGCAAGUCUGCAGACCGUGGACUCAGAGAACGCAUUCGGCUCAGACGACAAGGACGAGGAGGAAGAAGAGACGCCAGAAGGGACGGGCGAGUCAGGGAAGGGGACGAGUAGAGAGGAAGGCACUGAGUCGGGAGCACGCGGCCAAGAAAGCGGCCAAGGGGAGCAGUUAGACCGGACUGAGGCGGUCGAGGCGGACUUGGUGAUGAAGGUCCCGGGGUACGCAUUCGUGUCCAGACCCAUCAACGUGGCGCUGCACCUGCUCAGCAGGGAAAGCACGAGCUUCAGCUACUCGAUCGAGAGCAACGAGAGCUGGUUCAUCGAGGGGCUGGUGGUCAACAACAACGUGCAGCUGACGGAGGAGAAGCAGCACAAGCUGCAGUUCAGGCUCAUCCCGCUCAGGGAGGGCAGACUCGAGGUGCCCACCGUGAAGUUCAGGGGCGUGAAGGUGGAGGUGCCGAGGAGGGAGGUCACGGUCUUCCCGGCCAACUACCUCCUGCUGUAG